AUGUUGGAAACUGUCGGAGACCCGGCUUUAUUAAUUACUAAGAUGCUUCCUACUCAUGCAUUUUAUGCUGUUUAUAAGAACGAAGCUCCGUCCACGGUCUAUCAAACCUUUCAGAACUGUUUUAAAGCGGGGCCUUGCGCUAACGCAAAACUUCCCAAAACGGAUUGGCACUCACCCGGUGUUUUAUUUGGGUUUGCUCAAGCCGUACCGGAAUUUGGCACGAGUGGACGUGGAGGCGUUGGCGCCGGAGCGGCGCCAACGGAUGAUCGAUUACCCAGAAGCUGGACUAAAACUGGGUUUGAGCACGGAGUGCAACGAUCUCCAUCUCAAACGGCGCCAGUCAUUCCACCGUCGCACGAAGCAAUGCAUUGGUCUUAUCGACGGCUAGAAGACGCCCCGACAGAGUGCGAUAGUCCGCAACGUGAGGUAGCCGGUGCACAACGUGAUCCAAGCUAUUUAGGCCUUCCACGCAGCGGUAUGCAAUCCCAACAUGAUGCUCAGCGGAGUCCCGAUCGCGACGAACUUCGUAUCCAAGAGCUCGAAGAGCAUCGCGAGUCACCAGACCGCGAUCUACCAAAUCGUCAUCGUCUGCCGCCGACAGAUCUCAACGAAAAUGGUGGUGUCUACAAGCACGUGGAGCGUUUUGUGGGUAGACGUCGUCGCCAGGGUCAAACCCAGUAUAAUGUGAGUUGA
This is a messenger RNA of Plasmopara halstedii, 693 nucleotides long. RefSeq lists its product as uncharacterized. The coding region runs from base 1 to 693 and encodes 230 amino acids. NCBI's taxonomy places the organism in Eukaryota, Oomycota, Peronosporomycetes, Peronosporales, Peronosporaceae. The transcript has a single exon. The record is from RefSeq and is a predicted model, not a curated record.